GUUGGGGCGGGGUUUUACCUGUCCACACCUGCAGGGUCUCCAGGAAGAGCAAACUGCAGCCUCUCGGAUUAACACGGGACUAAAGCAGGCAUGACCCGGGGCUAAACUAGGACUACGACUGAACUAAACCGAGACUAAACAAGGACUAAACCAGGACUAACCCGGGACUAAAGCUGGACUAAACUAGGACUACAAGAGGACCCUGACCCUUUUCUAGUCCUGGUUCUUACCCGCGCUCUAGGACUAACCAACCGUACGCGCACGGGGACGCGCAUGGACGAUCUCUGAAGUUUAAAGUUUAAGUGAAGCAGGAAGUUUUGGCCAAGAUGGGCAGUAAGUACCACUGGCAGACGGCGAACGUGAAGGUGAGUGGCGUGGACGACAUGGUUCUACUGUCAAAGAUCAGCGAAGAUGCCAUCACCGAAAAUCUACGCAAAAGAUACAAUGAUGACUACAUCUUUACCUACAUUGGCCCAGUUCUGAUCUCCGUGAACCCGUUCAAACAGCUGCCGUACUUCACCGACCGAGAAGUGGAGCUAUACCAGGGAGCGGCUCAGUACGAGAACCCUCCUCACAUCUAUGCUCUGGCCGACAACAUGUUUAGGAACAUGAUGAUCGACGCCGAGAACCAGUGUGUCAUCAUCAGUGGGGAAAGUGGAGCUGGAAAAACUGUUGCUGCAAAGUUCAUCAUGAGUUACAUCUCCAAAGUGUCCGGAGGAGGAGCCAAAGUCCAGCAUGUCAAAGACAUCAUCCUUCAGUCCAAUCCCUUGCUGGAGGCUUUUGGAAAUGCCAAAACCGUUCGCAACAACAACUCCAGCCGGUUUGGUAAAUACUUUGAGAUCCAGUUCAGUCGAGGAGGAGCUCCAGACGGAGGAAAGAUCUCCAACUUUCUCCUGGAGAAAAGUCGAGUGGUUUCACAGAACGCCGGAGAGAGGAACUUCCACAUAUACUACCAGAUUCUGGAAGGGGCGAGCUCGGAGCAGAGGGAGAAUCUGGGUGUGACCACUCCGGAUUAUUACUUCUACCUCAACCAAUCAGGCACCUACACUGUGGAUGAUGUCAGUGACAAGAAGGACUUUGCAGAAACCAUGGAGGCCAUGUCAGUCGUGGGUCUGUCUGGAGAGGAGCAGGACUCGGUUCUUCAGAUUGUGGCUUCGAUUCUUCACCUCGGAAACAUCAGUUUCAGGGAAGAAAACAACUACGCCUCUGUGGAGAGUGAGGACUUCCUGGCCUUCCCGUCGUUCCUCCUGGGGGUCCAACAAGAGGCGCUGUGCAGUAAACUGACCAGUCGUGUGAUGGACAGUAAAUGGGGCGGGCGCUCCGAGUCCAUCGCCGUGACGCUCAACACUGAGCAGGCGGCUUUCACGCGCGACGCGCUCAGCAAGGCUCUGUAUGGGAGACUGUUUGACUACCUGGUGGAGAGCGUAAACAAAGCCAUGCGGAAGGACCACGAGGAUCUGAACAUCGGAGUCCUGGACAUCUACGGCUUUGAGAUCUUCCAGAAAAACGGCUUUGAACAGUUUUGCAUUAACUUUGUGAACGAGAAACUGCAACAGAUCUUCAUCGAGCUCACGCUGAAGGCCGAGCAGGAGGAGUAUGUUCAGGAGGGGAUCCAGUGGACGCCCAUUGACUACUUCAACAACAAAGUGGUGUGUGACCUCAUUGAGUCCAAGAGUCCUCCUGGAGUCAUGUGUGUUCUGGAUGAUGUGUGUGCGACAAUGCACGCCAAAGGAGAAGGAGCCGACCUCACUCUGCUGCAAAAGCUCCAGGGACAGGUGGGGUCACAUGAGCACUUCAGCAGCUGGAACCAGGGCUUCGUCAUCCACCACUAUGCUGGCAAGGUGUCGUAUGAUGUCAGUGGGUUCUGUGAGAGGAACCGAGAUGUUCUGUUUAACGACAUCAUCGAGCUGAUGCAGAGCAGCGAGUUUCCAUUCAUCAGAGCUCUGUUUCCUGAAAACCUGGAUGCCGAGAAAAGAGGACGUCCCACCACCGUCGGCUCCAAGAUCAAGAAACAGGCCAACACUCUGGUGCAGACCUUGAUGCGCUGCACGCCACACUACGUUCGCUGCAUCAAACCCAACGAGACCAAACGUCCUGGAGACUGGGAGGAGAAGAGAGUGCGCCACCAGGUGGAGUAUCUGGGACUGCGUGAAAACAUCCGGGUGCGACGGGCCGGCUUCUCCUACAGGAGGGUCUUCAACAAGUUCCUACAGAGGUAUGCGAUCCUCACUCCUCAGUCCUGGCCUGUGUGGAGGGGGGAGCAGCAUGAGGGGGUUUUGCACCUCCUCAGGUCUGUGAACAUGGACCAGGACCAGUACCAGCUGGGCACCUGCAAGGUCUUCAUCAGAGCACCAGAGUCGCUGUUCCUGUUGGAGGAAAUGAGGGAGAGAAAGUACAAUGGUUAUGCUCGAGUCAUUCAGAAAGCCUGGAGGAAACAUGUGGCAGUACAAAAGUACGUCAAGAUGAGGCAGGAAGCCUCAGACAUCCUACUGCAUAAAAAGGAGCGUCGCAGGAACAGUCUGAACCGGAACUUUGUGGGAGACUACAUCGGUCUAGACCUGCACCCAGAGAUCCGAGCGCUCAUUGGGAAGAGAGAGAGAGUCGAGUUCGCCGAUGUGGUGCUCAAGUACGACCGGAGGUUCAGAAGCGUGAAGCGAGACCUCAUACUGACCCCUAAAUACCUGUACCUGAUUGGUCGAGAGAAAGUGAAGCAGGGGCCGGACAAAGGACAGAUCCAGGAAGUCCUCAAGAGGAAGAUAGAAAUCCAGAAGAUCCAGUCUGUCUCCCUCAGCUGUCUCCAGGACGACAUGUUCGUGGUCCAUGAGGAGGAGUACGACAGCGUCCUUCAGAGCGUCUUCAAAACGGAGCUCCUGAGUCUCAUGGUCAAACGUUACAACGAGAAGACCAACAAGAAGCUCCCCCUGAAGUUCAACAACCUUCUGGAGUUUAAGGUGAAAAAAGGAGGCUGGGGGCCAUUCACUUCAGGCGGGUCUAGACAGAUCCAGUUUUCUUUGGGUCAAGGAGACGAGGCUGUUCUUAAACCCAGCGGGAAGAUUCUACACGUGUCUAUCGGCCCGGGAUUAUCCAAGGACUCAAGACCGACUCGGAAAGACAACAGGAAGAGCCGCUACAUAAGCCACGCCCACAACCCCACCCCCAAACAGCAGCACAACACAGGUACAGGUGACAAGUGUAUCUCUAGGGGGCGCUCUCUGCGUCAGUCAUCAAUGGAGCAGCCCUCGCUGCCUCGUCUCCACGGCAACCGUCAGAGUAUUCUGUCACCACAGCAACCGCAGGACAUGGCCUUCAUGGAGGUCCCUGAGACUGGAGCUGCUGGGCUGCAGAGGAGGAAGUCUAAGGAUGUGAAGCCAGACCCGGGUCGGGGGCGACCCAAGCCCUCCCCUAAGCCCCGCCCCCGCACACCACAGUGCCGCGCUGUGUGGGCGUACGACGCUCAGGACACCGAUGAGCUCAGCUUCAACACUGACGACAUCAUUGAGAUCCUGACCGAGGACACCAGCGGGUGGUGGUUCGGGCGUCUCCGCGGCAGAGAGGGAAUGUUCCCUGGAAACUACGUGGAGAAGAUUUAACCUCAGCACAAGUCAAAGAACACAUUUUAUAUUCUAGAGUUUUAUAAUUAGCCAAUCUGCUCAAAGAACCAUGAUCAUGUGAAUUAUCUUUUAUAAAUGUUCCUAUUAAAACAAUGUGUAAGUUUUCUAUUCACAUAUUUGUAUAAACUAUUGAUACUUUGCAGUGACAUCACGCUUGGGGUGCGGUUCUACAUGUAUGUCUAUGGAGAAAUAUUCAGCAGUUAUCAUGGGCAGACAAUACACACAUUAGCAAACACUGCCAAAAAUGUUAUUGAGAACACAUAUGCUAAAUCAACAUUUUUAGCUCUUGGAUACCUUUUCCUGGGUCUACAGGGUCUGUAUUAACUCAUAAAAGCUCAAUUUGAUCUAUUCAGUAACUGUAGAGAUAUCUUUAUAUCUUUUUAGACACCUUUCAAUUCCGACUCAUAUACCGUUUUCAUUUUCUGCGAUUCGUUAAGUUUGUUCGAUCUGUUGCGUCACAGAUUUUCAGAGAAAAUCUCCAUAAAAGGCCAAACAAGUUCAAUAACUUCCAUCUAAUUGCUCCCCGUGUCUGCUUCUUGUUUUUGAUUUGUAGUCCAAACUCAUCAUGAAAAAAAUGCGCAUUUAUAAAGUGAAGGGUAUAUCAACUAAUAAAGCUUCUUUUGCAUUACACAUAUAUAUCAAAACACUGAUUUCUUAUAUUAGUUUGAAUAAAGCUUCUUAGGUGCAUUACACGUAUACAUCAAAACACUGAAUUCAUAUAUUUGUUUGAAUAAAGCUUCUUAGGUGCAUUACACGUAUACAUCAAACACUGAAUUCAUAUAUUUGUUUGAAUACUGUUUAAUGAAGUUACGUAUUGGCUUGAAUACUGUUUUAAUUUUUUAACACUGAAAUCAUUUAUUCAUUAUAACAGUGCCCUUUAAAGGCAGCAUUGUAUGUUCUGAAUAAUGGGAGGCAGUUGGGUGCUUUGCCGAAACUCCUUUACAGAGAUAAGACAGCAGGAGGAGACUCGAGGCUGAAAAGCAGACUGGUGCAGUCAAGGAUGUCCACGAGAGGUGAAAGAGGUCAACCUACUCAGCAUAGUAUGCAUAUUCAUGUUGUAUUUUACCUUUGGGUCAAGGGAGAGGCAAUCAGAGCGCCUGACUUGAGUCCUGCAUACCUAGGCUGUUAGGGACAACGGUCUGACCCCAGAGCUCUGUAUUAGAUUGUAUUUGUCAGGGGAAUAAACGUUUGUGAUUUAAA
Messenger RNA from Periophthalmus magnuspinnatus, 4811 nucleotides. It is a transcript of the gene myo1eb, whose product is annotated as myosin IEb. Gene Ontology annotation, cellular component: actin cytoskeleton; microvillus; myosin complex. The transcript is spliced from 28 exons. The record is from RefSeq and is a predicted model, not a curated record. NCBI's taxonomy places the organism in Eukaryota, Metazoa, Chordata, Actinopteri, Gobiiformes, Gobiidae. Gene Ontology annotation, molecular function: ATP binding; microfilament motor activity; actin filament binding. The coding region runs from base 327 to 3590 and encodes 1087 amino acids. Gene Ontology annotation, biological process: actin filament organization; vesicle transport along actin filament.